AUGGCUGUGACUUUAAUCCCUAUCGUUUGGGAGACCACACCUUCUUUGGUCCUGGAUCAAACUUUACCAUCGACACGACUCAAGUGUUCACAGUGGUAACACAAUUCGUUACAAAUGACAACACAGAUAAUGGAGUCCUCUCAGAGAUACGCAGACAAUGGAUACAAAAUGGUAAAGUUAUAAUGAGCAGGAACAUAACUGUUGGCGGUAAGACUUUUAACUCAGUGACAGACGAUUUCUGUAAUACACAGAAAACUGCAUUUGGCGAUAGCAAUGACUAUGAGAAGAGAGGUGGUCAUAAGAAGCUAAGUGAAGUGCUGGAUCAGGGUAUGGUCCUAGUCAUGAGUCUUUGGGACGAUCACGCUGUCAACAUGCUCUGGCUUGAUUCCGAUUACCCUCUCGACAAGUCUCCAUCAGCACCAGGUGUAGCUAGGGGGACCUGCCCCACUAGUUCCGGUAAACCUUCUGAUGUUGAGAGUAAGUACCCUGACGCCAGUGUGACUUACUCUAACAUCAAGUAUGGACCUAUUGGAUCUACGAUGCCAAAGUGA
Messenger RNA from Amphimedon queenslandica, 551 nucleotides. Its product is annotated as probable 1,4-beta-D-glucan cellobiohydrolase B. Lineage: Eukaryota; Metazoa; Porifera; Demospongiae; Haplosclerida; Niphatidae. The record is from RefSeq and is a predicted model, not a curated record. Gene Ontology annotation, molecular function: hydrolase activity, hydrolyzing O-glycosyl compounds. The transcript has a single exon. The annotation marks the transcript as partial. Gene Ontology annotation, biological process: carbohydrate metabolic process.